AUGAGCCAUAGUCUGCCACAUCCUACAACACCAGUAGGUCAUAGCCCUGGGGUCUAUCGCCGGAAACGCAAACCCGUGAAUUGCGAGCAAUGUCGACGCUCUAAAUUGAAGUGCGACCGCCAACAUCCGUGUGCUACUUGUAAGCGACGCAACCGUGGCGAUGCCUGUAUUUACGAGGUUCCAUCUGGAAUUUCUCAGACGAGAAGCCAUCACCGAACCCCCGCAACUCCGCUGUCGAAAAGCAAUACCGCGGAGUUACGAUCUUCACCGUUAGGUGAGAAUAUCGUCACUGGUACAUCCUCGGGGCCAAAUAAUCGUUCGCUGGUCCCAGACGCAAGUGAAGUACUCUCCGAUAGUCACUGGGAAACGGUGCUCGAAAGACCUGCGCCAGAAGAUGGCACCCAGGGCACAAUGUCGCCUCUCUCAACAGGUCCACGCCUGCCUUUGCAAGAACUCAUUAAUCCCCUACCGCCAAAAGCCUGUUGUGAUUAUUUGAUUUCUCAUUUCUUCCAACUAAUACAUCCUUUGUUUCCAAUUCUCCAUGGCCCAACCUUUCAGUCUCAGUACGCGGCCUUUUUUACACAACAACCUCAGUCCCGUCAAGUCGAUCUUCCUUGGCUGGCUCUACUUUUCUCAAUGUGCUCUCUAGCACUGAACACGAUGGACAUAAGCGAUCCAAGGCUGCUAUACAUCUGGCCAACCAUUUCCGACAGCUCCGCCCAAGAUUUCACGACCACAUCUGUGUCUCGCAGACUUUUACAAGCGUCAAUGACUUGUCUCUUACAGGAUCAGUUCUUCAUCAGGCACAAAUUCAGCACAUUCGAGGCACUGUUGAUGCUUAUUUAUAGCUUGUCACAUAAUGAAUCCGUAGAUCAAGGAUGGGCAUUAUUAGGCAUGGCGUUAAAUAUGGGUAUUGCACUACGGUGCAAUGCGGAUUCUCGAGGGAUGAACCCCAUAGAAACCCAGAGAAGACGGCGCUGCUGGGCUGGUCUAUUGACGCUUCAUACAUACCAAGGAAUUCUGUUCAGGGAUGUUGACAUGUCAUUUUUACUCGAUAUCAAGGCCACGAUGCCUGCUGAUGUCAAUGAUCUCGACAUUACCGAAGGCGGUAUUGCUGAUUCAUUCAGCCAGCCCACCCAGAUGUCGGUCAUGAUGGCUAAGAUUCGUCUAUUCCGGCUCUCUACUCAUAUUUGUCGCCAUAUCUCCGGUCCCGUGCGGCUUGAUCAAAGCUCUUUACAGAAGUUCAACUCCGCUAUUGCCGAGGAGCAAGCAAAUUGGGACUCCACUUAUAUGAUUGAUGGAUCUCCAAAUAUCCUGGAUCAAACUGCAUACGGAUAUUGGUGCGUCUUGCAAAGUUAUGCGCAUCAUCUUUACCUACUUCUGCAUCGCCCGUUUCAUCAUACGAAAUCGCCGUGUUUUCUUCCAGAGUCGAGAGAAAGAUGCCUCAGUUCUGCCAUGGCUUUGAUCUCAAUUCAUAAACAGAUAUAUGAAGCUCCAUUGCUCCGAAGCUUUGUUUGGCUAUUGACUGGAGUGACGGGUCUGAAGGUACUUCAUGCCGCCGUGGCUCUCAACUCAUGCCUACUCGACAAGCCAUCGGGUGAUCUGGAACCCUAUCGGGAGGCGAUACAAAGGCUAGCCCAGCGCAUGGAGAGUCUUUCCAGCCGAAGCGCAAUGUGCGCGAAGUCAUAUCGAAUACUUUGCCAUCUGCAGAUCCAGUCCAGUACGGCUACCGCUCAACCGCCUAACUCGGAGAUUCAAUCUGAAAAUACAGUCGAAGACUGGACUGAUAUACGUGAAUGGAUGGACUCUGAUUUCGUCAACUGGAACUUAGACGGUGCCUUCAGUAUCUUUACUGAUUGA
Molecule: messenger RNA, 1860 nt
Organism: Penicillium cosmopolitanum
Lineage: Eukaryota; Fungi; Ascomycota; Eurotiomycetes; Eurotiales; Aspergillaceae
Exons: 3
Coding region: 1-1860 (619 amino acids)
Biological process (GO): DNA-templated transcription; regulation of DNA-templated transcription
Cellular component (GO): nucleus
Molecular function (GO): DNA-binding transcription factor activity, RNA polymerase II-specific; zinc ion binding; DNA binding
Source: RefSeq, a predicted model, not a curated record